AUGGCAGAAGAUGGUUAUAAAACUGAAGUAUUUCAGCCUGCACGAGAGUACUUGUUGAAGUUUCAUGACGAAAGAGAAUUGGUUAUUAGGUUAUGUCGGGAUAUAAAUUCAUAUUCGAAAAAGAUGAUUUUCACUCUCCAUCGAGUCCAAAAUGAGAUGACUUUGGAGCUAUAUGAGCAAUUACUUGCCAAUCUCAAGAUCAUUAGUGAAAAAUUGUCUAUUCUUUAUAACAAGUUUCUCUAUAAUGAGAACUUUGUUCAAUUGAAAUCGACCGUAUCAAACUCAGUUGAGGAGAUGAUUGAGGCCUUUACAUUUGCAUAUUACAUUAUGAAUAGAGACGUUUUACCAUAUGAUAAGUUUUCAUACGUAAUACGGUGUCUCAUACUAAGUUACAAUUAUAAAUUAAACCUGUUCAAUACAAAGCUAUUAAAUUAUGCUUUAUGUGAGCUAUUGUUUGAUGUGGUGGAAAACACUAUUACAGACGAGGUUGAAGCUCCAUACGAUAGUGUUGAAUUUGAGGUUGAUUUUAUUUUGCCGGGAGACUACUUGAUGGGCUUGUUCGACCUUACUGGUGAAAUAAUGAGGUACUCCAUUACACACAUCGUCGAUGAGAGACUGAAAACCGUGAACCUAAAAUCGUUGGAGAAUUUGACGUUCAUGAAAAAUCUAAACAAGCAUUUAAAGGAACUCUUUCUUAAAUUCCCAAAUGUUAAUAUCAAUAGGGGUGUGUUUAGUACAGAUCGCAAUUACAAGGCAGGAUCUAUAAUGGAUAAAAAACUCCUUACGCUACAACAAUCAAUUAGUAAAGUUGAAACAAUGAUAUGCGAUAUGUCAAUCAAAGGCAAUGAAGCAGUAGAUUAUAAUGAUCAUAAUAUAUACAAUUAUUAA
This is a messenger RNA of Debaryomyces hansenii CBS767, 888 nucleotides long. RefSeq lists its product as uncharacterized. Gene Ontology annotation, cellular component: nucleus; cytoplasm. The transcript has a single exon. The record is from RefSeq and is a predicted model, not a curated record. The coding region runs from base 1 to 888 and encodes 295 amino acids. Gene Ontology annotation, molecular function: RNA endonuclease activity; sequence-specific DNA binding; RNA binding. NCBI's taxonomy places the organism in Eukaryota, Fungi, Ascomycota, Pichiomycetes, Serinales, Debaryomycetaceae.